AUGCUUCAAUCAUUAAAGUUACUUCUACUUAUAGCACUCUUAUCAGCACUGAUAAAUUGUGAAAGAAAGAAAAUCUUGAUUAAAGGAGUGCCAAGUUCUAGUCAUGUGCGCAUUAACUCUGGAAUAGCAUAGUCUUUGCGUAGUAAAGGUCAUGAUGUGACUAUAAUAUUCAGAACAAAAGACCCGAUAGUUGAUGAAUUAAAAAGACAAGGUAUAAGGGUAUUAUUUGAACCACCACUCUCCAGAGAAGUUCAGAUGAAGCACUACAAGAUAGUAUAGGAAUAUAAACAAAAUGGCACAUUAGUAAACAUCUGGGAUAACGUAGGUACUCAUUUAGAUGCAAUAUUCAAUCACUAAAUGGCAUUUUACAAGUACCUUUACGACUAGAAAUUUGAUAUGAUUAUCUCAGAAUAAAUGCAAUACUAGCAAGUAUUAGCAAACUACUUGGAGAUACCUAUUUUUAUUCAGGUUAUGAAUGGUCCAGGAGAAGCUGAGUUUUAUCAAAAGUCUGGUGAGUAUGUUGCACACUCUAGUUAAGAAAAUCUGAUGAGAUAAGUACUCUUUGACUAACAACCUAAAUCUUAGUUUUACCUAAGAGUUUAAAAUUUCAUGACGCUUUUGGCUCAUAGAAGUCUGUUCGAGCAUUAUCUUAAAUAAAAGAUCAAAGAAAUACUGCCAAUAGAGUAUCAUAGUGAUGCACUCAACAGAAGAGUGUAAAACUUGUCACUUAUUUUGAAUAUAGAGGGUAUAAAUCCUCCAAUACCUUCACAACCUACAAUCAAGUACAUAUUCCCUAAGUAUAAGUAAGGCGUAAGUGUAAAAGACUAAGUAUUUAAUGAUCAGCUCCAAGAAUUUUUGUAUUUUAACAAAAAGGUUUGCCUAGUAGCUUUUGGAACCUAAUACAAGCCAAAUAAUAAAUAGCUAGAGAGUAUCAUGGGUUUUAUGAAGAAUAUGUCUCUUAAUUCGGAUUGGGCUUUUGUUUACGCAAAGAGAGAUCUCAAUGAGUCAAUAGACAUGGAGAUUGUCAGACAGUUUUAAUUAAAAUACCCUAAGAUACUCAUUUAGAAAUUUGUGCCAUAGAUCAAACUUCUCGAGCAUCCACAUCUAAAAGCAUUUUUAUCUCAUGGUGGCUCAAAUAGUAUGCUAGAAUCAAUUGAAGCUAUGGUCCCAAUCAUUAUUGCUCCUAUUUCAGUUUAUGACUAGUUUUUACAUUGCAACUAUGUAGAAAAGAGGCGACUUGGACAAUGUGUCGCUAAUAUAUCUCAAGAUAGAUUAGAGAAUGCCCUAAUUGAGAUUGAACACCAUUAAUACUACUAGUAGCAAUUACCAAAAUACUCAGAAGUUAUCAAACAAAAACGGGAAGAUGAUCCUGAGGAUCUUGAGUAUUGGAUUGAUUAUAUCUUUGAAAUAGGCAGCAAUUAAUUCAGACAAGAGUAAUAUCACAGAGAACUAGCUCAUUUUUAUAUGGAUUUAGAUUUUGCCAUCCUUAUCCUAAUUAACAUAUUUUCAUGCCUUGUUCUAUCUUAAAUGGAAAUCCCAGAACCUAGACUAAUUGAUCCUCUUAGAAAUAAGGGUAAAGCGAGAUCUUAGCAGCAUGGAAAAGAAUAAUAAUAGAAAAAGAAAAAGAUACUAUUAAAAGGAGUGACCAGCACAAGUCACAUCAAGGUCAAUACAGGAAUUGCAGUAAGUCUCGCAGAAAAAGGUUAUGAUGUGACAAUGAUUUUAGCAAAAGAAGAUGAUGGAGUAAAGAAGAUGAGAGAAAAGGGUGUAAAGGUUAUAUAUGAGCCACCUUUGCCCUAAGAAUCUGUGGCAAAUAAUAAGAUUAGGUUUAAAGAAGCUAAGGAUAAUUAAGGUGUCUUGAAAGUUUGGGAUACCUCAGCAGUUAACCUACACAGACUAUUUAACGAGUAGUUUGAUUUCUAUAAGAACCUUAAGUCAUAGAAAUUUGAUAUGCUCAUCACAGAGUAAAUGCUCUACUUGCAAACUUUGGCUAAUUACUUAGAAAUACCAGUGUUUUUGCAUAUUAUGAAUGGACCUAUUGACGGAGAUAUUCUUCAUAAGCUAGCUGAGCCAUACUUUCACAGUACUCAUUAUAACCUUCAAAGACAAAUGAUUUUCGGAGAUAUGCCUCAGAGUACUUUCAUUGAAAGAGUUUAGCAUUUUACAACAGAGUAUAUAUAGAAAUCUUGGUUUGUACUUCUAUUGAAGUGGACAUUUGAAAAAGAAUUAUAGGAGAGCGAAGUUAGAUACAUAACACAAACUAGAAUUCAGAAUAUGACAAUUUCAAUUAACGUCGAUGGAGUUAACCCGCCAAUUUACAAAAAUCCUAGUGUUAGAUUCGUAUAGAAUAAAUACAAACAACAAUUAACAGGCAGUGAUUUUAUGAUGAAUGAGGAACUGAGUCUUUUCUACUAGCAGAAUAAUAAAAUUGUUUUAGUUGCAUUUGGAACUCAAUUUCAGCCAUCUGAGUAUAAAAUGGGCUAGUUAUAUGAAUUUAUGAAAGUAGCUUCUGCUAGACAUGGGUGGUCAUUUGUUGUAGUCAACAAAAAGGAUAAUAUGUAAAGUGAGGAAAAUAUCAACUUUAAAAAGAGAUUCCCAAAGAUACUUAAGUAAAAUUUCGUCCCUCAAGUAACUAUGCUAUCUCAUCCUCAUACCAAAGUCUUCAUUUCUCAUGGUGGCUCAAAUAGUGUUCAGGAAUCUCUAGAGGCACAAGUUCCAAUGAUUAUAUUGCCAAUAUCAAUCUUCGACUAGUUUAUGUUUUGCUAUCAUGUUAAAAGAAGUGGAUAUGGAAGAUGCCUGAGAAAUCAUAAUUGGAAAUACUAUUUGGAAGAACUGUUAACUAUAGAAAGAAGUGGGUUUUACAAAGAAAAUUUGAGGCAAAUAUCUAAUGCCAUUAAGGAAUCAAAAAAUGACCCUGAAGAUAUGGAAUAUUGGGUAGAUUACAUUUUCGAUGUUGGAGUUGAAUAAUUUAGACCAUUCUAGUACUAGUCAAUCAAUUUCUUGGCUUUUAUGCAGACUGAUAUCUUCUUAGUAUUCUAUCUCAUAUUUUUAGGAAUAGCAUACUUGAUUUUUCGAUCUAUUUUACGAGUAAUCAAAUUAUUUGUAGUGAAGUAUCAAUUGGAAAAGUAUGUCUUCUCUCUGUUGUUAAAGUUCAAACUCAUUAGUUUAAAGUUUUAUAAGCAGAAAACUGAGUCACUAACAGUUGUUUCACCAAAAGGCGAUGAUAAUUAAGACUAAAAUGAUAAAACUUAAGCAAAUAAAGAACAUAGAGCUGAUAAUAAAGGAUAGAAAAGCAGUAAUAAAACGAAGCAUUAAACAAAAUGA
Messenger RNA from Stylonychia lemnae, 3324 nucleotides. NCBI's taxonomy places the organism in Eukaryota, Ciliophora, Spirotrichea, Sporadotrichida, Oxytrichidae. The record is from the annotation of a GenBank genome assembly.